AUUUCUUGCAUAUUCCACAUUCUGCUUGAGACAUUGACUGCAGCUUAAGGAAGAUCUUGCUCCAAAGCCGGACUAGCAUGUGUAAAAUUUACCACGGGGGUGUCAGGAAUUUCAAUCUUUGCUUCCAAAACAGACUGGCAGCCUGGGGGCCAAAGUGGGGAGUGAGCAGGAUCCCACACAGUUGUUUUUUUUUUUUUUUGGGUUCAACACUGCACUGGCACUAUUGCCCUCAUCAUUCUGAGUACUCCAUCUAAUCAUUGGGUUUUUACAUCUCUCUUUAGUGUGACAUCAUCUGGUAUGUAAAGCUCCACUUUCUCUCUAGGUUGAAGCCUUGGACAAGGAUGCCAACAGCCCAUAAGCAAACGUUGCUUAAUUUUGGAGAAUUCUUGUGUGCCAUUGCUGAUAUUGGGAAUGCCUGAGAACAAGUGAUCAAGUGCAGCUCCCAAGGCAGGGACAGAGCGCAGGAUUAUGUUGGCUGCAAUGAUAACAGCAGUACUGAUCUAUUUUAUGGUGCUAAGCUCUGGAACCUUGGCCCUCGGUACAGCAUGUUGGGAUGAACGCCUAUCACGAGCAGGGAGAAACAGCAGCUGUGUGGCUUCACAGCCCUUCCUGAUAUUCGGCCAUGGUAAAGCCAUUCAUCGGAUGGACCUUGAUGGGAAGAACCAGAGACGGCUUGUGGCUGGGGUGGGAAGCUCGAUCCUGCUUGACUUUCAUUUCAGAGAGGAGAGAGUUUACUGGGCUGACAAACACACUGGGGUCAUCUACAAAGCAUCAGUGAGAAGAGCACACAGACAGAAACUAUACUCAUCUGACAAACAUAUCUCGGGCAUUGCAGUGGACUGGAUUUGGAACGGUGUAUACUGGACAAGUGGAGAAAAGGGAAAAAUCAAGAGAAUGGAUAUAAAUGGGAAAAAUGCAAGGACUCUUUUAAGACACUUGACCCAACCAAGUUCUAUAACUGUUGACCCCACAAACAGGUUUCUUUUUUGGCUGUCUGGUGGGAUGACUCCAAGUAUCCAGCGGUCUCUUGUGACAGGACAGGAGAAAACUACACUUAUUAAGAUGGCAGAACAACUGAACGCACUGUCGAUUGACCGAGAGGACAAAAGACUGUUCUGGGUUCAGUUUGGUCUGCAAGGAGAAAGUGCCAUUGCCUCUUGUGAUUACAAUGGGAAUGUUCUGCACAUCAUGGAUCAGCCACUUCGGUCUCACUCACUGGGGAUAUCAGUUUUUCUGGAGAACUUAUACUACACCGAUGCCGCAUCUCGGGUUAUAAAACAAGUAAACAAGUACACUGGUGGAGAGCCACUAAAUGUUAACAUAAAACGAAUGGCAAAACCCCCAGUUGAUAUUAAGGUGAUACAUCCCCUCAACCAGCCAAUGGCAGACUCCCAAUCAUCAUUUCCAGGUUGUGACGAACAGAGUGGAAAUUGUGUGAAUGUGUGUUCCAGUCUAGCCAAGCAAGGGACUUGCCAGUGCAGUGAAGGCUUUGCUCUCAGUAAGGAAGGCACUUAUUGUGAAGAUGUGAAUGAAUGUGCCUUAUGGAACCAUGGCUGCUCUCUUGGUUGCGAAAACAUCCCGGGCUCCUACUUCUGUACCUGCCCUAAAGGAUAUGCCCUCCUACCGGACAGGAAGACAUGUCAAGAGAUCACACUAUGUGAAGGCAAUAUCACCAAGUGCGGCCAUGGAUGCCUGACAACAGACAAGGGUGCUGUCUGUGUGUGUCCUGCGGGAUCUUUACUACAGGAGGAUGGACAAGCCUGUACUGGCUGCUCAUCUGCAGACAGAGGGGGUUGCAGUCAGCUCUGUACUCCUGUCACCCCUAGUAGAUGGCAGUGUGGUUGUCUGCCUGGCUACCAGCUCCACCAAGAUGGCAAGCGCUGCAUUGCCCCUGGACCACCACCCUAUCUACUAGUUGCCAAUCUAGUGGAUGUACGACAAAUAAAUCCUGAUGGCACUGGGGAUAAAACCCUUGUGGAGGAGCCCAAAGGAACAAUCAUAGCUUUGGACUACGACCCUGUCCAGAACAAAAUGUACUUUGCUAGUACAAGCCAGAAGACAAUUGAGCGUGUUGAUUUAAACGGUGGGUCGAGAGACGUUCUCGUCUCUGACGGUUUGGACUCUCCAGAAGGACUGGCGAUUGACUGGGUCCACCGCAGGAUGUACUGGACAGAUACACGCCAGUCAACUGUUGACUGCAGUACCUUGGUUGGACUGAACAGACAAACCAUUGUAAGCAAAGGGCUGGAAAAACCAAGAGGAAUCGCAGUUCAUCCUUUGGCAAAGAAGUUGUUCUGGACUGAUAUAGGGGCCCAGCCUCUCGUGGAAAGUGCUUCUUUGGAAGGGAAAGACCGUGCUGUCAUUGCUAGCACCAACCUUGUGUCACCAAGUGGCCUGACAAUCGAUUUCACAGAGGAUCGUCUGUUCUGGUGCGACGAGAGGAGGGGCCUGGUGGAGACUGCUGCCCUGGAUGGCUCAGAUCGACAGGUCCUGUUAGAGAACCAAGUAGGUCAACCUUUUGACCUUGCCGUAUUUGAGGACAGGUUGUGGAUAUCUGAUCGGGAGCACCAGCAGCUGACGAGUAUACACAAGCGGACUGGGAAAAAGCUGCAACGUAUCCAUGACAACAUGGUCCAACCAGCAUCCAUUGUGGUGGUUCAUUCCCUUGCUAAACCAGGGGCAGACUUUUGCCUUCACCUGAACGGAGGUUGUACCCAGGUGUGUGAAAGCAAACUGGGAUUCGCCAAAUGCUCCUGUCUGUCACGCUACAUCCUAUCAGCUGAUGGAAAAAGUUGCUUGCCUGCCGAUGUUUUGAAUCGAACAGAAUCCGGAGACAGUGAAUCCACUGAUUUAACGUCUUUCAACAACAAAACAUUCAACGAUGAGAGCACACCCCUGACAACACCUGGGCUGUCAAGUGAUAAAGCAGAGGCUAAAUUAGACUCUGAUGUUGGCAGUAAGCCAACUCUCUUCACAGACAAGAUGGUUUCAGACCAGAAUGAGUGUUACUCACUUCACUGUGAUGUGAAUGCACAGUGCCUGCUGAAUGCUGGCAGCCCAACCUGUCUAUGUCUAGAAGGUUUUACAGGUGAUGGACAGUUGUGUGUGGAUAUUGAUGAGUGUAAACAGGGAACACACAAAUGUGACAAAAAUGCAGAAUGCCAAAAUUCCUUGGGAAAGUAUCUCUGCAAGUGCCAGGCUGGAUACCACGGCAAUGGGAAGACAUGUCAAGAGUUGGAGACCACAUCGCCAUGGGUGACGACCGGUAGCCCUGCUGAUGUUACCACACGGCACCACAACAGUAACUCAGUAGAAAGUUGCCCCUCCACCCAUGAGUCCUACUGUCUGUACCAGGGUGUCUGCUUCUACAUUCCUGAAAUGGAGUCCUAUGCUUGCAAUUGUGUAUUGGGCUACAUGGGGGAGCGAUGUCAGUUCAGUGACCUGGAGUGGUGGGAUCUUCAGCAGGCUGAGGAAGAGAAGAGAAGAAACGUGGUCAUUGCGAGCUGCAUGGUGGUCCUCGUUUCCCUGCUCUCCAUCGCUGCCUGUGUCACCUACUGCUACGGAACUAGGAAAUUCUUCCACAAACAGCCCUCAGUGGACAAUGUGAGUGAGACCAGCGUGACAGAUGAGACCAUGUCAGAGACCACUACUACCAGUGUGCCUCGGUUCUUCAUGGUGGUAGAAGAGGGUGUGGAAGGAAUGGUCAUCCCUGCCAUGGGCUAUCCCAGGAGAGCUGUCUGUCCAUCCUGCUCUUCAGAAACAGGUGACAAUGCCGUGUCUGAAGAGUCGGGAACAUUGUCCAAACACAACCAAGGGUUUGGGUGUUCCAUGGUGUCGGCUGUUGCCAUGGAGGCAACCCAACCCACUGUCCGACACUCAAGUCUGUCAUUGUCAAGCUCAUAUACUUUUACGUCUUUCAAGCCACCACUGCUCUCCCAGACUCCCAGCCCAGAGUCCCCUGCUUCCUAGUUUACCAGAGAGAGCAACACAGUUGUACAGUUAAACGCACACAUACUGUUAACAUCUGGCUGAUGUACAAACUGCAAAUUAAGAGUUUCAUUACAAAAUGAAAUACCUCAAAAAUGAAAGAAAUGUCACUGAAGCUGUAACCUACCUAAAAAGGUAUUUGUUUGCAUUUUUGUAUAAACAAAAAUCUGGUUUGCUACUCUGCAGAUUUCUAUUACAGACACAGUUUAUUCAUGCCAAGUCAGUUAAUUAAAUCUAUUGUAAACACAAGUAUCUGGUAGCCUGACCCAGAAAAAAAAAAAAAAAAGAGAAAAAGAUUCAUAUUACAAGAUGUAGUGACAAUUUUUUUUCUAAACACAAAAAAAACACUAGCUAGUUACAUCAUUCUCUCAGUGUCAUUAUCACAGAACUGAAGAGAAAAAAGGAACAAGUGUACACAAGUUUAAACUGCACCAAAAGUAAUGCAAGGAAAAAGGAAACUAUAGUUAACACUAGACAACAGAACUGGAAAAUCAUCCUGCUUCCCUGCCAAAUUUUCCCUUCCCCGUGAGAGAAACUAGUUUGUAGGCUAUGCUACACGCUUCAAAUCACAUAUACAAACUGAGUAACAAGCGAACAAAACAAUAAAAUCUGGUCACAAUUUUGAAAAGAAAUUAGAACGAGUACUGCUUGUCAAGAUGUCAUGGGCCAUUUAAGAAAAACAGCUUGAUUUCUGAUUGUCCAGCAUAAAUACUAGUCUAGCAUAGAGCAUAAAUACUAGUCUAGCAUAUAUACUUUAUUACCUUAAUUCAUAUUGUAUUUUCAAGCCAAAUCACUUUUGUUUAUAUAGCUCACAAUGACAUACCUGAUGUAUUUUGCAUGUUUCAGAAUUAGUCACCGCAAGAACUUGCUUUGCGCAGGAUGGGGUUGCCAACUAAAGAAGUUCGGCAUGGUGUUUUGGAAUAUUUAUAUGCAUUUCACCUACCAAUGAAUAACUGACAUUGGCCACCAUCCCUGAAAGGAUUUCACUCCUCACAUCAAAAAGGUGUGAAUGUGGUUUGUGCAGCCUUUUCAAUAAAGCAAACAGUUUCUUGCAUGAACACUGGUAUGUCCACAUGUUUCAUCUGCUGAAUAAACUCUGAGCUACCACUAGAUUUUUUUAUUAAAUUAUCUGAACACCCUUGUCAAAUUGUCAGAUUAAGAUGGUGCAGGAGAGCAUAAGAUGAAGAAUAACAGCUUGCUUAUGUUAUAAAGGGAUGCAUUUUGUUUUGUUGUGUAGAAAUCACCUUCACGUUUUCCCUUUUUGUUCCAUAUUUCAUGGAAUAGUUGUAUGCGAGAGGUUUUCCUUUAAGGAUAUUCUAUUUAAACUCCAAGAGGGGCUUUGUUGGGUGCAGUGUAACAUUAGACUCAACUAAUAUUCAACACUACUGUCAAAUUCAGUGCCAUGCUGAGUGAAACAAUUUGUUGCUAAUCUUCAGCUCCAAUUAAUAAAAUGUGAUGUAAACCAUAUAAACACUGAAAAUGUACCAUAUGCACCUGACUGAUAAUAUUUAGCAGAGGAUGACAGCUAGCACGUCAGUGCAUUAACUUAACUCUAAAACGCAACAAACCUGGCAACUGUGAUAUUGUUAGCAAAUUGUAUAUCUAUUUUUAUACAAAGACCUAGAUAUGUUUCCUUGUGCUACAGCUCUACUUAGAACUAUGCUUUUAGAAAUAAGAUAAGGGUAAACCGAACUGGAUUGCUGAGUGAUAGGUGAUUGAUUUAAUUGGACUGUUUGGUUCGGAAAGGGAAGGUAUCUUGCUAUUGAUUUUUAUUUAAUUUCUUUGCAGAACGAGUUUUUAUAUCUAAAACAAGCAAAAGGCCUAAUAUUUAUUUUGAGAAGCAACAGCCAGCAUUUUUGUGCACACUGUAUUCAGCUCUGAUUAUUAUUUUCAGCACCUAUGUACUAUAACUGGAAUUAAACAAUUGCAAGAUGAAGCUUGUUUUUAUUUCAAUCAAUAAAAUUAUAUUCACAA
Molecule: messenger RNA, 5961 nt
Organism: Siniperca chuatsi (mandarin fish)
Lineage: Eukaryota; Metazoa; Chordata; Actinopteri; Centrarchiformes; Sinipercidae
Gene: egf
Product: epidermal growth factor
Exons: 23
Coding region: 469-3969 (1166 amino acids)
Molecular function (GO): calcium ion binding
Source: RefSeq, a predicted model, not a curated record